UUGGUUACAAUGCGAGGUCACGUCAAGCGCAUGGUAUCUGUAUGUAUACAAUCCCAGGAACAUAACAGUAAACGAACGACACUGGAAAUUCUAUGAAACGCGAAAUUCAGAGCAGCAAGAAUGAUGUCAACUGGAUUGAGCGGAGAAGAACACUUUGAUUUCUGCACGAGACCAAAACGCCAACGCCUGGACGGCUCCAAGCAUUAUGAUGUGAAUGGCAGCGGCCCGAAGUGCCUGGAGUUGGAAGGAGUUAUCUCAGUACUGAAGGAAUACGACGAUUAUGACGGCGGGAUCAACUGCAGUAUGUGCGGGAAGCUGUACAAGAGCAAGGUGUGCUUCAUCAAACACAUCUGGGAGCACAGCAUCUACUGGGAUGUGUUUGCAGACCGAAAAAAUCAUGAAAGGGUUCUGUCCAUUCAAGCAGCUCUGAUCUUGUAUAGCGGUUACCAUGGCGUUGCCAUGGACGACGACAACAUGCUAACACAUCUCCUUGUCACUUCACCUGGAAACCAUGGCAACCAAGGAACAGGGGAAAAGAAAUCCACUCCUGAGUCCCAGAUUCUUGAAAAUGGAAUCACAGCCGAAAGGAAAAUUUUGGCUCAACACCGGAAUAAAGUAAAGGCUUCUCGAUUCUCGGAAUCAUCUCCCUUGAAGAGAAAACGUGAAGACUGAUCGCCUUGCUUGAACUGUAAAUAAACUGACUGUGAUUGGACAAUUAUGCCGUGCUUGACUGAAUGAAGAUGGAUGUUUGCCAAAUAAGGAAGUGGUGUACUGAAAUGUGGCCACAAGUUUACUGUACAUUGAUAAUUUUUAAGACAAUAAGUUGGUUAGUUAUUGCUUGUUGUAAAUGGAUUUAGAACACUGACAGUCGACUAAGGCUUUUAGUCUUUAUGCAAAAAUGGUGUUGCUAGAUGAUUGAAUUUGAAGGUUAUCUGUCAAUUUGGUAGUGUAAUGUGAUUUAUGACAGCAAGUCUUGGAAAAUCUUAUUUCAGAAGAAAAGAAUACCAUAGUGCUCUGUGUAUGCACAAAAAAAAACACCUUUAACUCAUCACCACUAAGCACGUUUGUGGGCUUUUUGAUACAACCCUGUUUCUAAUGUACGGUAGAUAGGCUUUUGAUACAAAUGUAUUUUGAACCAUUUUAAACUACUUUGAAGAACCAUUUGGAUACAACUGCCUACAUGAAGUUAUCUUUUACCUACCUUUUAUUCAUGUACAUAGAUAAUCUUUCUUCUUGAUACAAUCACUUGUACUUUUAUUAGAAUUUUUAAUGAACAUCAUUUUUGUCAGCAUCACCUCAGCAUGCUCAGUGGAAUAUUCUUGAAUCUCAUACUGUCACUUUGUUUAAAAAAAAAGGAAACGAGUUACACACACACUAUGCCUUAAUUUUCUUUUGCAAGAAACUUUCUGAAUCUAUGAAAUUUAAUUUGUGUUUUUUAAAAUUGUUUUUCUGCACCAAAUUUAAUUUGUUUUCAAAGCAGAUAUUCACAAAUAUCUUGUACACUGUUUAUCAUUGUUUUUUAGUAGAAACUUGUUGAGUAGUGUAUAUUUUGUACAUAUAAAGACGUUUAGACUAGGUCUUUCAUUGGUUGCCAUGGUUAUGUUUUGUUGCUAAAUGAUGAUGUGAUAUUUGUUGGUUGUUUUGUUAAAUGAUUUUAAAAUGAACACUUAUAUACAAUCUUUGUCUGCAAAUGGCAAUUUAAGUGCUGAUGUAGUUAAGAAGAUAAGAAUUUAAUGUCUAAAUAAACAAGCCCUUUGAUUUUGGUUGUCUACAUAAACAAGCCCAUUUGAUUUAGGUUUUAAAUCUUGUUUUUAAUUUACGCAUUAUUUUAAUGACUCUGAAAAACCUUGAAUGUUUGUGGUAAUGGUGACUUUCGUUUUAGAUCAAAACAAAUAAAGGUACAUAUUUUUAUAUGAAAUUAAGGAAAUCUUGCAAUAAGAAUCUUUGCAAAUGAAGAUUUUGAUAACAUUAUAGAUUAUUUUGAGGAAUGGUUCUGCUGCCAUACCUAGAAAUAUGGUAAAAGUCUCCUUCUUAGAGAUGCCAUGGUCCAAAGGAAGAAUUUUUUAUAGUGCCAUUUCAUACCUAGAAAUAUGGUAACAGUCUCCUUCUUUGAGAUGCCAUGGUCCAAAUGAAGAACUUUUCAUAUUGCCAUUACAUACCUAGAAAUAUGGUAACAGUCUCCUUCUUUGAGAUGCCGUAUGGUCCAAAUGAAGAAUUUUUUUAUAGUGCCAUUACAUACCUAGAAAUAUGGUAACAGUCUCCUUCUUUGAGACGCCAUGGUCCAAAUGAAGAAUUUUUUAUAGUGCCAUUACAUACCUAGAAAUAUGGUAACAGUCUCCUUCUUUGAGAUGCCAUGGUCCAAAUGAAGAAUUUUUCAUAGUGCCAUUACAUACCUAGAAAUAUAGUAACGGUCUCCUUCUUUGAGAUGCCAUGGUCCAAAUGAAGAAUUUUUUAUAGUGCCAUUACAAUUCAAAUAUACAUAUUUUAUCUGAAUGUGAUAUGUGAUAAUGAGAAACAACAUGUAUUGGUUUUUAGUAUUUAGUCAUUUAUAUAUGCAGCUUUAUGAGACCCAAACCCACAAAAUAUUGUUUCUGCCAAUCACUGCCAUUUUUACUUUGUCUUGGUUGUUGUCAUAUUCCAAAUAUCAGAAAUUAUUUUGUUUUAUUGAAAGUGUGUUGCAAUGGAAAAUGUUUUGAUAUCAUUAAAGUUACAAAACUUGAAGACAACAAAUCUGACACAUACCAGUGUAUACCAGAAAGAAAGGCAUUUUGUUUGUUUGGCUGUCAAUUUUUAGCAUCCGAGGCUAAAUGUUUUCCAGACUAAGCUUUAAUUUUCACAAUUUGUAGAGGAUUUGGUGAAGUUGACAUUACUGCUUUGUCAUAAGAACUGAAAUAUUGGGGGUGGGGGGGGAAGAAGACAUGAUGGGUACUUAAGAAAUUGUGGUGCUAUUGUACGCAAUAAAAAGUUGAUAUGAAUA
This is a messenger RNA of Haliotis rufescens (red abalone), 2977 nucleotides long. RefSeq lists its product as uncharacterized. NCBI's taxonomy places the organism in Eukaryota, Metazoa, Mollusca, Gastropoda, Lepetellida, Haliotidae. The transcript has 2 exons. The record is from RefSeq and is a predicted model, not a curated record. Bases 121 to 672 code for a protein of 183 amino acids.